Molecule: messenger RNA, 924 nt
Organism: Microdochium trichocladiopsis
Lineage: Eukaryota; Fungi; Ascomycota; Sordariomycetes; Xylariales; Microdochiaceae
Exons: 1
Coding region: 1-924 (307 amino acids)
Source: RefSeq, a predicted model, not a curated record
AUGGACACGCCUGGCAACACUCCCAUCACUUCGAAGGAUCGCGCAGCCCACGACGCUGCCGAGGAGGCUUCUCACGCCUUGCUCGCAUCCUUCCACGAAGGAGGCGUCGAGGACAAGAAGCCGUCUGUGCCUGCAUCUGCCCCCAGUGGUCAGACUGCGUCCGCUGCCCAGAGCACGCCGCCCACAACCACCCAGCUCGAGGCAGAGUCGCCAGCCAGCCGCCGCCGCCGCCCCAGCGCCUCGGAACAGCCCAACACCGCAAGCCCGAAGCCACACAGUUCAGAGAGCCCGCGACUCGCGAAAGCCCGUUCCAGUACCGACCUCUUCUCCGCCACCCCCAAGACUCCCAACGUCACGCCCGCCUCCGAUGCCGAGAUUAGUGACAUCGUGCAGGAUCUCAGCCAGCUGGGCAUUGCCGGAGACGACAAUGAGAACAAGGAUGGCGGUGGCAAGGACGCUGCCCGCUCUCGGGCGCAGUCGUCGAUGGUGGGCGAUGCUCCUGUGAGCCCCCGCUCCGAUGACUCUGGCAUCUCUGCCGGCGAGCAUGCUGCCGCCAUUGCGCUCCGCCAGAGCGCACCUCCUCCACCUCCCUUGCUUUUUGAGGCGAUGGAGUUCUGCUUGCCGCUCGAGGACUACUACAACCGUGACCCCACCGUGGCCGAGCUGAUCGAUCAGAUGAUACGUGACGCUCGAGCUGGAGACCACGCCGGUGUCUACAUCGCUCAGAACGCCCUCAAGUGGUUGCUGUUCCCGCGACCUGGCAGUCUCGAGCAGAGAGACCGGCCCGAAAGCGACGGCGAGCCCGAGGGCCACCGCUACAGUAGUGAAGAGGGCGACUCGGAUCACGGCCCUCCCGACGUCAGCGAGGAUGAUGGCGCCGACACCGGCACGGGCGUGAACUCGGAGGAUGGGGAGAAGAUCUGA